CUUCCUCCCCUGCGAAAAAAACGAAAACAAAAUCAAAUAGUUAUCAUUAGGGUUUAUCAAUCAAUCUCUCUCUGUGGCACUUUUCUUUAUUGUUACAGAAGCAGUUUCUUAAAGAAUGAGGAAGCUAAAGUUUCACGAGAGAAAGCUGCUAAAGAAAGUAAAUUUCUUGGACUGGAAAAGAGAGCACAAUCACAGAGAAGCACAUGUUAUGCAACGUUACCACAUCGUUGAGCGUGAUGAUUACAAGAAGUAUUCUAGUGUGUGCCGGAUGGUGCAGAAGUUGACAAAUAUUUUGAAGCAGAUGGAUCCUAGAGACCCUUAUCGUGUUGAAAUGACUGACGUUCUUUUGGAGAAGCUCUACAACAUGGGUGUGAUACCGAGCAGGAAAAGCUUGGCCUUGUGUGAUCGCUUGUCAGUGUCAUCCUUUUGCAGGCGUAGGCUUUCAACUGUUUUGAUGAGAUUGAAGUUUGCUGAACACUUAAAAGAAGCCAUAACAUACAUUGAGCAGGGGCAUAUUCGUGCAGGUCCCGAGACCGUUACUGACCCGGCAUUCCUGGUAACAAGGAGCAUGGAAGACUUUGUUACUUGGGUAGAUACAUCCAAGAUAAAGAGAAAGGUGCUUGAAUAUAAUGAGAAUCUGGAUGAUUAUGAUGCAAUGAACUAGGAGAAACUUUUUUUGUAUGCCUUAUGUCUGUGGGUUGACGACAUAAGCAAAAUCUUGGUCAUAAAUGAUUAAAAUAUGGUGUAAGAAUGAUGUUUAGAGGGAGUUUUGCCCUCCCCUACUGCUGAGAACAUCACCCUCAAGAGCCAGAAUUUAUGGUGUUACAAUUUACAAAUAUUUUGUAGUUUGUGAAAUCUUAUGAGCAAGCCUUCUCUCAAUGUUUUUCUUCAA
Populus nigra (black poplar) is the source of this 892-nucleotide messenger RNA. RefSeq lists its product as uncharacterized. Gene Ontology annotation, cellular component: small ribosomal subunit; Mpp10 complex; small-subunit processome. The coding region runs from base 116 to 664 and encodes 182 amino acids. Gene Ontology annotation, biological process: rRNA processing. Gene Ontology annotation, molecular function: rRNA binding; structural constituent of ribosome; snoRNA binding. Lineage: Eukaryota; Viridiplantae; Streptophyta; Magnoliopsida; Malpighiales; Salicaceae. The record is from RefSeq and is a predicted model, not a curated record. The transcript has 4 exons.